GGCGGCCGGGCGUUGGGUGCGCGACUCGCGGGGCGGAGGGCAGCAGGCCUGGGCUCUGAGUCGGCCUCAGGGGCCACGCGCGGUCCGGGAGGCCGCCGAAGAGUCGGGGCUGGUCAGGCCGGCGGCGAGCGAGCUGUUCCUGGGAAGCAGCAGCAACAUGGAGAGUGGUGCAGUUCUGCUGGAAUCCAAGUCCUCCCCGUUUAACCUUCUGCAUGAAAUGCACCAGCUGCGCCUGCUGGGUCACCUGUGCGAUGUGACCGUCAGCGUGGAGUACCAGGGCGUCCGCGAGGAAUUCAUGGCCCACAAGGCGGUGCUGGCAGCCACCAGCAAGUUUUUUAAGGAAGUGUUCCUUAACGAGAAGACUGCGGAUGGCGUGAGGACUAAUGUCUACUUAGACGAAGUACAGGUGGCUGACUUCGCUUCCUUUCUUGAGUUUGUCUACACUGCGAAGGUACAAGUGGAGGAAGAUCGGGUGCAGCGAAUGCUGGAAAUGGCUGAAAAGCUGAAAUGUUUGGACUUAUCCGAAACUUGUUUUCAGUUGAAGAAACAGAUGUUAGAGUCGGUACUUUUGGAGUUGCAGAAUUUCUCGGAGUCUCAGGAGGCAGAAAGGAGUGGCAGCUCCCAGGUCGCUGCUGCUGUGGCCGCUGAGGCUCAAGCAGGCGUGGCCACGGACCACCCUCUGGCCAAUGGCAUCGUGGGUUCCUCGGAUCCCCCAGCGGAGAUAAUCGGCAACGGCCUGUUGCCAGAUCUACCCUCAAGGAAGUCCAGGGAGAAGCCAGACAAAAGAAAAGAGGUCGCUAAGCCCCCCUGCCCCAAGCUCAGGAGGGCUAGCGGGAGGCUGGCUGGGAGGAAGGUGUUCGUGGAAAUCCCUAAAAAAAAGUACACUCGACGACUCCGAGAGCAGCAGAAGAGUGCCGAGCAGGACGUGGGGGACCGUGGGGGCCCCCGAGAGCCCAGCGCGGAGGCCAUGGGAACGGAGAAGGAGCCGGUCACAAAAGACGAGGAGGAUCGUGGUUCGGAGGCUGAGGCAGAGGCAGCGCUGCCAAAAGCGGGGCCGGGGGAGGAGGAGGAGGAUGAAGAGGAGGAGGAGGGGGAGGAGGGGGCGGGGAAGCGGAGGAGCAACUUCCAGUGCACGCGCUGCGAGAAGGCCUUCCUGUACGAGAAGAGCUUCCUGAAGCACGUCCGGCACCACCACGGCGUGGCCACCGAGGUGGUGCACCGCUGCGACACCUGCGGCCAGACCUUCGCCAACCGCUGCAACUUGAAGGGCCACCAGCGCCACGUGCACAGCAGCGAGCGCCACUUCCCCUGCGAGCUGUGCGGCAAGAAGUUCAAGAGGAAGAAGGACGUGAAGCGGCACGUGGUGCAGGUGCACGAGGGCGGCGGUGAGCGGCACCAGUGCCAGCAGUGCGGCAAGGGCCUGAGCUCCAAGACGGCGCUGCGGCUGCACGAGCGCACGCACACGGGCCACAAGCCCUAUGGCUGCACUGAGUGCCCGGCCACCUUCUCGCAGCCCUCGGCCCUCAAGACCCACCUGAGAAUUCACACAGGGGAAAAACCUUUUGUCUGUGAUGAAUGUGGUGCAAGAUUCACUCAGAACCACAUGCUGAUUUAUCAUAAAAGGUGUCACACAGGUGAGAGGCCUUUCAUGUGUGAGACGUGUGGCAAAAGUUUUGCUUCCAAGGAGUAUUUAAAACAUCACAACAGGAUCCACACUGGGUCCAAACCCUUUAAAUGUGAAGUGUGUUUCAGGACUUUUGCUCAGCGGAACUCGCUUUACCAGCAUAUCAAGGUCCACACAGGGGAGCGGCCCUAUUGUUGCGACCAGUGCGGCAAGCAGUUCACACAGCUCAACGCCCUCCAGCGCCACCACCGGAUCCACACGGGGGAGAAGCCAUUCAUGUGCAACGCCUGCGGGCGGACGUUCACCGACAAGUCCACUCUCCGGCGGCACACCUCGAUCCAUGAUAAGACGACUCCGUGGAAAUCUUUCCUCGUCAUUGUGGACGGCUCUCCCAAGAACGGCGACAGACACAAGACUGAGCAGCCUGAUGAAGAGUAUGCGCCAUCCAGACUCUCCGAUAAACUGUUGUCUUUCACAGAAAAUGGCCAUUUUCACAACCUGACCACCGUGCAGGGCAGCGUGCCUGCCGUGCACGGGGACAGUCCUGCAGACCCGGCCUGCAAGUCAGACGGCCCCGUGGGGUCCCAGGACACGCUGCUGGCCACCACCAUCGGCGAGCUCAGCGAGCUGACACCGCAGACAGACCCGGGCCCACACAGCUCCACCCUCUGACCCACGUGGACUAGAGCGCGGCUCACCUGCCGGGCAGCUCCCAGCCUGCACCCGCGCCUGCGCGUGAGGGCCAGACGCGAGCUUUCAUUGGGGGCCAAGAACUGCAGGCAAAGAAGUGGGCAAGAAUGGCUUCCACAGUUUCCCGAAUCUCUGCUAACUUGCACGUCUUCAUCAGACCAUUUCUCAAGCCUUCCCUUAAAAAUCCAGAUCUGCAUGAUCUCAGCCACACUUUAUCAGCAAACAAGCAGUUAACAUAACCUCCCUUAAUUCUGGUGGAAUCAUCUUAAUGCCUGGUGAUCUUGACAUUCGUGAGCUGGGGUUACUGCUCAGCUCCCUCGUGGAGCACCGACCCUCUUCCUGGAGCUGGGGCGGUCUUCCUGCCUUAGGCUUCCCUGUGGGUUUAUUUCUGAUACUUUAAAGCUAUUUUUCUACCAAGCUGAAAUAAAACUUGGACGAUGUAUUUAUUUUCAGCUGUUUCUUUCCUGUUGAACUGAAGCCAGUCAGAGGUGCUCUGGGACCCUGGAGUGGGCCUAAAGAGACGACUGUCCUUGUCCCCUUCCACCCCCCGUUCGUAGGCACUAAACGCUUGUAAAGUAGCUGCUCACAGCACACAUGCAGCUAGCAAGUUUGUCAUAAAAUGACUUGAAAUGAAGUGUGGCUGUCAGGUAAAAUCCAAUUAGAUAAAAGCUGUCCUACCAAAGACUAGCAGAAAACAGUGUAGUAGUUUGCAGAGAGGUGUGAAAAAUUAAGCCAGGGGCUUGAGCACACUUGAAACACGGUGUAGUUAUUUUAUCCAUGAAUAGCAAUCAGGUGGUUUUGGCAAAUCUAAGGACACAGACUAUUGGUAGUUUUGCUAGAUUUUUUUUACUUUAUUUCUGUGAUUUUCAGAAACCCAGCAUUUCUCAUUUAGCACAUCAAGAACCUGACACAAGGAAGACACUGGCACACGUGUUCCCCGGGAGGAUGAGCAAAUUCGGCAGCAGGGACCAAAAGCCUCGGCACACUCCUCUUUGAUUAGCCUUAAGAGUGGACCACGGAACCGCCAACCUUGUCUUAAACGUGCCUGUCUCAUACUGGCCUUUUGUAAUUUCACUGUCCUUAACCAGCCUGGUUCUUGAUCCAGUGGUGAGGGCAGGUCGCCCAUGUGCGCACAGUGCUUUGACCUGACCCAGGUAAAAAGAGAAUUCUUUUGUCACUAGUUGCUCUUUUUCUUACAUUUUAAUUUAUUAAACUUGCUGUGAAGACACUCAUUUUCUGAGAGGAAGGGUACUUUAUGUGUAAGUCGAGGAUGAAGACACAGCUGCACAAAAAGCCAGAAAAAGACCGAAGACACUUUCUUCCCCGUGAGAUGCUGAUGUCAACACUGAAGGCACCAAAGGCACCCCAGGUGCUAACACAGGCUGCAUGCCUGCUCCUGAGGUGGUGGUACUGAAUCCCGCACCUGCAGCUGUGACAGCAUUGCCCACUUGUGUUCACAGGACGAAACAGUGAUACAGAUUUUACUCUCGACAGAACGAACCCGCCCGGCUGAUGAACUGUUUCAUGGGGUAAAGUCAUCUUAAUGAGAAGGAAUUUAAAUAAUAGAUUAUUUUGUUACCUAUUGGAAUAAUUUUUGUCUUGAAUUUGUUUUAGAAAUUCUAC
This is a messenger RNA of Hippopotamus amphibius kiboko, 3937 nucleotides long. It is a transcript of the gene GZF1, whose product is annotated as GDNF inducible zinc finger protein 1. The record is from RefSeq and is a predicted model, not a curated record. Lineage: Eukaryota; Metazoa; Chordata; Mammalia; Artiodactyla; Hippopotamidae. The coding region runs from base 158 to 2296 and encodes 712 amino acids. The transcript has 6 exons. Gene Ontology annotation, biological process: regulation of immune system process; negative regulation of transcription by RNA polymerase II; regulation of cytokine production. Gene Ontology annotation, molecular function: protein binding.